UGAUACAGUUAGAUAGAUGAUGCUGGAAUGACAGCAGGAUGCCACAGAUUACAAACGAAGAAGAUGCUACAACCUUGAUUAACUGAUUUAUCUGAACCUGAAUAUAAACACACUGCAAAACAAAAAUUGAUAGGCUUCAAAAUGGCCUUCACCUUUUGGAAUUCAUUGUGUGGCCACAAUGAAAACUUUACAGCUUGGAGAAAAGACGAUUUUGGUCCGUGUUUUGAGAAAAUAGCCCUGAUCAUACCAGCUCAUGUACUUCUGGCUAUAGUGAGUACAUAUCAUGGAGCACAAGUACAUCGGAGAGUCUCCAGCACCAACGCCACAUUGAGGAUGCCCUGGUUUAUCACUUUGAGACUGGUGACUAUUUCAUUAUUCUUGAUAUUACCAGUAGCUCAGCUGAUGGGAAUGUUCAUGAUCCUAGAGGUGGAGCCAAGUAUAGCAGACUGUGUAUAUGUGGGUUUAGUGAGUCUCACUUGGUUACUGCACGGCAUUUACACUUACAACCUGAAACAUAUGUACUGGGAAACAUACAGAGGCCCUCUGUGUGUGGUACUUUUCUAUCUUCUGACUUUUGUAUCAGAUUGUCUUCACUGCUACAGUGUUAUCAGAAUGCAUUUAUCUAACUCUCCACUCCAUAAUUCAGCUGAGGAAUACUGUGUUUAUGUAACUAUCUUUUGUCAUCUGUUAUACAUCUUUACCCUCAAACCGACUGGAGAUAGGCUCAUGAGUGACAGUUAUCUUCGCCAUAGUUUGAAUAUAUCUCCUUCUGAAACAGAGCACCUAAUGUUCCCUGGAACGACUGGCUAUGGGUCUAUCACCAGUCCUCAAAGAACAGUAACUGUUGCAGAGGAUGGAUCAUCAUUCCUGUCAAAACUUACAUUCCACUGGGUACAACCCCUGAUGGUUAAAGGGUACAAACAAUUAAUAAGGUCUGCAUCUGAUCUUUAUCUACUGCCUAAUAAGCUCAACACUAAAGACUUAGAGGACAAGUUUUUGAAAAUUCUUUCACCAUCUAGGCAAGGGACAUCACUUUAUGAUAACGAGGAAAGCAGUCAAGGCACCCCAUUAACACCAGAUGUCUAUAUCAGGUCAGGAGGACAAAACACUGGACACACGCACCAGCAAACUCCAACCAUGUUGAGAGCUUUACAUAAAGCAUUUGGAUUAGAAUACUACCUUCUUGGUAUUUUAAAACUGAUGGCAGACUCUGUUGGUUUUGCGGGGCCAAUGCUACUAAACUUACUAGUGACAUAUAUAGAGAACAAAGAGGAGCCAGAACAACAUGGAUACUUGUAUGCAAGUGGGUUACUGUUGUCCACACUCAUUGGUUCUCUAUGCUCUAGUCAGUUUGAUUACCAUUGUCGAAAUGUUGGAUUCAAAAUGAGAUGUGCAAUCAUCACAACCAUCUACCGGAAAGCUUUGUCUGUGGGCAGUGUAUCCAUCUCAAAAUUUAGCAUGGGUGAAAUUGUUAACUUCAUGAGUACAGACACAGACAGAAUGGUAAAUUUCUGUCCCAGUUUCCAUGCUGUGUGGAGUUUACCUUUCCAGAUUGGAGUAUCUUUGUAUCUCCUCUACUUACAAGUGGGGAUAGCUUUCCUUGCCGGGCUAGGGUUUGCUCUCCUCCUCAUCCCCAUUAACCGGUGGCUUGCUAACAAGAUAGGAGAACUGAGCAAGGAUAUGAUGAAACAGAAAGAUGCCAGGGUUAAGAUGAUGAAUGAAGUAUUGUUUGGAAUGAGAAUUAUAAAGUUCUACACCUGGGAAAACCAUUUCCGCUCAGAGAUUCAGAGGCUGAGAAAUGCUGAGCUGAAGAGUCUGAAGGGACGGAAGUACCUGGAUGCAAUGUGUGUUUACUUCUGGGCUACCACACCGGUUCUCAUUUCUAUACUCACCUUUACAACCUACUCACUGAUGGGGAAUACCCUAACAGCAGCCAGGGUGUUUACAAGUUUGUCCCUGUUCAUGAUGCUGAUCAGCCCCCUGAAUGCCUUCCCCUGGGUGAUCAAUGGUCUGAUGGAGGCCUGGGUGUCCCUCAAACGUGUCCAGGCAUAUGUGGCCCUUACUGACAUGGACAUGAGGUCCUACUACAAAACAUCAGAGG
Messenger RNA from Mizuhopecten yessoensis (Yesso scallop), 2101 nucleotides. RefSeq names its product multidrug resistance-associated protein 7-like. The record is from RefSeq and is a predicted model, not a curated record. Gene Ontology annotation, biological process: transmembrane transport. NCBI's taxonomy places the organism in Eukaryota, Metazoa, Mollusca, Bivalvia, Pectinida, Pectinidae. Gene Ontology annotation, cellular component: membrane. Gene Ontology annotation, molecular function: ATP binding; ABC-type transporter activity. The annotation marks the transcript as partial. The transcript is spliced from 3 exons.